Molecule: messenger RNA, 309 nt
Organism: Paramecium sonneborni
Lineage: Eukaryota; Ciliophora; Oligohymenophorea; Peniculida; Parameciidae
Source: the annotation of a GenBank genome assembly
AUGACAGAUUAUAUUAUUAAUUCAAAAACUCCUUGUGAAUAUUAGAAUGAGAAUGAAAAUAAUAAUGGAGAAAAUAAUAAGUAAAAGGUCAUUUAUGACUUAUAUGCUGUUUCUAAUCAUUUUGGAACAAUAGAAGGGGGCCCAUUACAUUAGUUCACUAAUAAAUUGUAUAAUUUUGAUGAUUCAAUAGUUAGUGAGAUUAAUGAAACAUCUAUUUUUUCUAAAGCAGCUUAUGUUUUAUGUUAUUAAUUGAGAACAGAUAAUUCAAAUAAUGGUUAGGAAAAAACGAUGAAAUCCAUUUAAGAAUGA